UUCACACGAACCAAACUGCAAUGACGCACAAUGGACGUAAACGUGGAAAACAAAUCGAAGGCUGACAGGAGGAGUAAAAUUGACAAGAAACUUCUCCGUAAACAAAUAAAAUCAAGUCACACAUUGUUGAAACACGAAGGAAUCAGUACUACGUCGCAGCCUUCUAAGAGUUUAGUAGUGGCCAAUGGCGGCUUGGGGAAUGGUGUCAGCAGAGAGGAGCUGUCUGCUGUGCUCACAGAGAUGGGAGAAGUUGAGACCUUACUUAUGCCCCCUCACAAGCCCUAUGCUUUUGUCACAUACAGAUCUGAGGAGGAUUCUUGGAAAGCUCACAUCAGCUUGAAUGGCCAAAAACUACAAUGUGGAGAGAAUAGUGUGACGAUGUAUCUCAGCUAUGUUGACUCAGUACCAUGCGAGCAACAGGCAUGUGUUACCUUGCCAGCGGGGUUAGUGUUAGUGGAAGACUUUGUUUCUGCAGAGGAAGAAGCUCUGCUGCUUGCUGCCAUCGACUGGUCGUCCACUCAUGAUGAUGUCACCGCUCAAAAAGCUCUGAAGCACAGAAGAGUCAAACAUUAUGGCUAUGAAUUUCGCUAUGACAACAACAACGUGGACAAAGACAAGCCAUUAGCCGCAGAUCUUCCUGUGGAAUGUCUACCUGUACUGGAAAGGUGUCUGCAGAAGGGACAUAUCAAAUGGAUGCCCGACCAGCUGACUGUAAACCAGUAUGAGUCCGGACAGGGUAUUCCUCCUCAUGUGGACACCCACUCAGCCUUCGAGGACACCAUCCUGUCACUCAGCCUGGGGGCAAAGACAAUAAUGGAGUUUCGUCACCCGGAUGGUCGCGUCGUGAACGUGUUUUUGCCAGGACGGAGCCUCUUGGUGAUGCAAGGAGAGAGCCGAUACCUCUGGACGCACGGAAUCACUCCUCGGAAGUUCGACACGGUGCCGGCUUUUGACCCGCUAUGUGCCGCUCCUACAACAUGUGACCUUGGUGCGCUUGACCAGCUCACCUUGAGCAAGAGGGGCACCCGCACGUCUUUCACUUUUCGUAAAAUCCGACGUGAACCCUGCUGCUGUGCUUUCCCCUCUGCCUGCGACAGUCAAGGAGAUCCCUCUCCACCUCCUCCCCCUUCACUUCCUCGAUGCCACGGUGAUGCGGCCUGCCUGGAGGAGGAGUAUGUGCACCGUGUGUACAACGCCAUCGCCUCCCACUUUAGCAGCACCCGACACUCGCCCUGGCCUCGCGUUUGCCACUUCCUGUCCUCGCUGUCGCCUGGAAGCAUGGUGGCUGAUGUUGGCUGUGGAAACGGGAAGUAUCUGGCUGUCAACCCAGAGGUCAUUAGUGUGGGCUGUGACCGUAGCAGCACUCUUGUCCAAAUUUGCGCCGACCGAGGUUUCCAGGCAUUGGUGUCUGACGCCCUGUGUGUCCCGCUACGAACGGCCACCUGUGAUGCCUGCAUCUCCAUUGCUGUCAUACACCACUUUUCCACACCGGAGCGUCGGUUGGCGGCUGUGAAGGAAUUGGUGAGACUUUUGAAGCCUGGUGGUCAUGCUCUAAUUUACGUCUGGGCUUUUGAACAAGAGUACAACCGGCAGAAGUCCAAGUACCUCAAAGGCCACAACUCCAGCGCCGGCGACAACAUAUCUGAGGAAAGACACCAGCCGCACGGGUCACCCAGCACCCAUGUUGAAAACAACGUCAAAGACCGCCGCAACAAAAGACCUGCAGACGACAAACUUAGUGUUCACACCAAUCGCACAGCCUUCAACUCUCAGGACCUUCUGGUUCCGUGGCAUCUGAAAGAGGUGAAAGGAAAAUGCAAAAAGGUUUCCAAAGACCCUUGUCUGAACAGUACCGACUCCAAGAAGUCUUCGCACAGUGUCCUUGAUAGUAAUCAUGAGUCAGAGCAUCAGAGCGGCCCUGCGCCUGUCUUCCACCGUUAUUACCAUGUGUUCCAGCAGGGAGAGCUAGAGAGGCUGUGUGGGCUGGUGGAGGGAGCGAGGGUGCUGAGUAGUUACCAUGACCAGGGCAACUGGUGCGUCAUUUUAGAGAAGCACUCUGGGGAACACAAUUCAUGACCAUCGAAGCAGUCAAAGAUGAUUUAUUUAGCCAUGGGGAGUAUGCUAUGAGGCUACUUCCAUAGGAUGACUACUGAAGAUAGGAAGAUGAAUGGAUCAUACGAUUUUUUUUACUUGGGGGGGCAGACUAAACAAUUUAGUUGAGUCAAAAAGAUAUUCAGUUAACAUUGUGCCGUAAAUAUAAAAUUCAUUGUGAGAUAAUGAGACGCUAUUAUUUUAUCAUACCACUUGCACCUUUAUAUUUGAACCACUUUUAAUUUUAUCAUUAGAUUACUACUCCAAAUUGUAAGUGUGCUCUGUGUAGCCACUGUAUUUCUGCUAUAGUACACCACAAAACACAGCGGCUACACAGUAUACUGCACAGUAUAACAAUAAGCCUCUUGAAUCAUGAUUGUGCUGGUUACACGAUGCAAUUAGUCACUGACUCAGUAAAUUACCCCUGUGACUUUUAAGGCUACCCUGGCACCCACAUUACAGUGCAGCCGUGGACACGGUGGGUUGACUUUGACUGACUGUUAUUGAUUGAAGAGAGAUGGAUUACCCUUUGUGCGUGUGGAUUCACGGUAUGUGAGCAUGCACAUUGUCUUUAUUGACAUUUGGAGAUAGAUUAGAAUUUUAAAUGGGUCUUCCCCAGGUACUUCUUAUUGAUGCAGUCGAAUACACAGCAUUUAAAAAUUAAUCUCACAAGAGUUGAAUGAUACUUAUGUAUACGACACGUAAUCUGAAAUGUCCCCUUGUGGGAAUACUAAAGGGAUAUCUUACCUUAUCCAGAUAAUGAUUGGAUUUUAUAUUGCAUAUUUAUAUGGCAUUGUAUUGAAGGACAUAUAAACAACCUUAGUGUUAAACCUUAUCCAUUUAAAAAAUAAACUGGAGCAACAACUUUUUUCAUCUUCAUGUCAUGUAUGUUGUUUUUUUAUAUAUAUAUUUUACUGCAGAAUAACAGAAUGCAAUAUCUCGUGUUGACCAG
Doryrhamphus excisus (bluestripe pipefish) is the source of this 3043-nucleotide messenger RNA. It is a transcript of the gene alkbh8, whose product is annotated as alkB homolog 8, tRNA methyltransferase. Gene Ontology annotation, biological process: tRNA methylation; tRNA wobble uridine modification. Gene Ontology annotation, cellular component: nucleus; cytoplasm. The record is from RefSeq and is a predicted model, not a curated record. NCBI's taxonomy places the organism in Eukaryota, Metazoa, Chordata, Actinopteri, Syngnathiformes, Syngnathidae. Gene Ontology annotation, molecular function: tRNA binding; tRNA (5-carboxymethyluridine(34)-5-O)-methyltransferase activity; S-adenosylmethionine-dependent methyltransferase activity.